UGGUAGCCUUGGGCUGUUCAUGGUUGGUAGCCUUGGGCUGUUCAUGAUUGGUAGCCUUGGGAAGACCAUGGUUGGUAGCCUUGGGCUGUCCAUGGGUGUAGUCUUGGGCAGAUCAUGGUUGGUAGGCUUGGGCAGUCCUUGGUAGGGCUCAGUGGGCUUAAUGAUUAUUCCAAUGAGCAGGGCCUUCUAUGGCUCCUGUAUCAGUGCUACCAUGGUUGGUAGCCUUGGGCAGUCCAUGGUUGGUAGCCUUGGGCAGACCAUGGUUGGUAGGCUUGGGCAGUUCCUGGUUGGUAGCCUUGGGCAGUGCAUGGUUGGUAACUUUGGGCAGUCCAUGGUUGGUAGCCUUGGGCAGUCCAUGGUUGGUAGCCUUGGGCAGUCCAUGGUUGGUAGGCUUGGGUCAUCCAUGGUUGGUAGCCUUGGGCAGUCCAUGGUUGGUAGGCUUGGGUCAUCCAUGGUUGGUAGCCUUGGGCAGUCCAUGGUUGGUAGCCUUGGGCAGUCCAUGGUUGGUAGGCUUGGGCAGUCCAUGGUUGGUAGCCUUGGGCAGUCCAUGGUUGGUAGGCUUGGGUCAUCCAUGGUUGGUAGCCUUGGGCAGUCCAUGGUUGGUAGCCUUGGGCAGUCCAUGGUUGGUAGCCUUGGGCAGUCCAUGGUUGGUAGCCUUGGGCAGUCCAUGGUUGGUAGGCUUGGGUCAUCCAUGGUUGGUAGCCUUGGGCAGUCCAUGGUUGGUAGGCUUGGGUCAUCCAUGGUUGGUAGCCUUGGGCAGUCCUUGGUUGGGCUCAGUGGGCUUAAUAUUUACUCCAAUGAGCAAGGCCUGCUAUGGCUCCUGUAUGCUUGUAUGUUAUCUGCUCGCUAUACACCCCCUACUAUUGUACAGCGCUGUGGAAUAUGUUGGAGCUUUAUAAAUACAUGCCAGUGUUCUGUACUUAGCAGCCCAUUUAGACAGCAGACUGACAUCACAUAAUUUGGAGAGAGCAGGCAGUUCCAUGAGUCAGACAGAGGGGGGGGCAACUGAAACCCUUCCUCUCCUUCUAAUCCAAUAAAAGCCGGGCAAGCGAAUGGGUCCGGAUGGUACAUGCGGAUACAAUGCAACAAAUCAGCGCUGCGGCGAGGGGACACCGGGGGGUUAAACUCCCUCAACCUCCUCCCUUUUAUUAGGUAGUGCGGCAUCGUUGCCCGUAUCAAAUUCUCCACCCCCUAUACCCCCCUCCCAAUUCUUUUCCUUGGCAUCUGGGGACGCACAGAGCAAGGUGGGUGGGGUCCCUGGAUUUUCGUGGUGCUACCUUUUUGCCUUUUUGCCUUUUUGCUUUGCCCUCCCCCUUCUGAUCCGGCUCUAAAUCUUUCAAUAUGCCGUUCCAAUGAUAAAAGGGAAGGGGUAAAUGGAGAUUUAGCUGCCCCCCCCCCCGUACCGCCGGUGCCUCUGAGGAGAGAGGGCUAGCCAUCUUUAAUUUGCUGGGAGGGCUUGUCGGCAGCUGUUUCCAUAGCGAAGGAGAGAGAUGCUGCUCGCAGGGCUGUAACCAUCAUCAUCAUCGUCGCUGCAGAAAGAAAUCCCGGGGCGUUUGCGUUGGGAAGAAGAAUUGCCCAAAGGGGGGUAAAAAUCAGUUUCUCCGUUGCCGUAGCUCGAGCUGAUAGAAGAUGGCGUGGCCUUGCGUGACCAGGGCUUGUUGCAUCGCCCGCUUUGGGAACCUGCAAGACAAGGGCGACAUUGCGGUGCCUUUAAUGUAUUCCAAAUAUUCCGAGGUGACAGAUGGGGCUCAGCCGCCGCCACCCCGCCCUGGGUCUGCUGCCAUAGAAACGCAGCCGUCUCUCUCCGAUCCGUAUUCUGGGAGCCUGGGCAGGUUCUCCAAGAAGCCGGAGUCGGCCAGGGGCUCGGUGAUGCGCCAGGAUUACCAGGCGUGGAAGGCGAAUCCGGAGCCGAGCUGCAAGCCCCGCAUAGAGUACCAGCCCUCCGAGGCACCGCUGGAGCGAGAGACUCAGUACAAAAAGGACUUUCGCUCCUGGCCCAUUCCCCGCCAAGGGGACCACCCCUGGAUCCCCAAACUCAGCCCCAGCCCCACCAUGCCCGUCAUUGCCAGCGACGACAAGAGGAAAAAGGAUUUUGUGGCCCCCAAGGCGCCGCCGGCAGAGAUAAAGCUGAUCAACGCUGAGCAGCCGGAGAGUGCCAAGGGCAGGGGCCCCACUGCCUUCAUUGCGGCCCCCGAAAUCCUCAUUUCUGUCGUGCAAGAGACCAACGAGAUCCAGAAAAGGGAGAGCUUCAUGCCCAAACUGCCUGCCAAGGAGCCGCGGGCAACGAGGGAUACGGGGAGCCCCCACCCAGCCCAGGCCCGAGGGGAGCGAGGAGCCGGCACCUCCUACAGAAAUGAGUUCAGACCUUGGACCGAUGUGAAACCAGUGAAGCCAAUCAAAGCCAAGUCUCAGUACCAGCCGCCCGAGGAGAAGGUCGUCCACGAGACAAGUUACAAGGCCACGUUCAAAGGGGAAAGCAACCAGCCGGCAGCUGGGGACAACAAACUGAUGGAGCGGAGACGGAUACGCAGUCUGUACAGUGAACCUUCUAAAGAGUCCUCUAAGGUGGAGAAGCCUAGCGUUCAGACUUCCAAACCAAAAAAGACAUCGACAAGCCAUAAACCCGUGAAAAAGGCCAAAGAAAAGAUAAUGGCGUCUGGCCGGGCUUCCAAGAAGAAGGGCGCGGAGAGCAGCUCCACCACCAAGCCGGAGGAGAAGGAGAAGAGCAAGGAGAUCAACAAUAAACUGGCUGAGGCGAAAGAGUAAAUUCACGGCACUUAUUAUUGUUCUUAUUUUGAUGAUCAAGGCCACAAAAUACGUUAGAGACUUUAAAUCUGCUAAGGCUCUGAUUGUAUUUACCCCUUUUUACACGUUUCCCGUGAGAGUAGGCAUCACUUAGGCAUUAACCCGCGGCAGGUUGGGAGGACUCACUGGUUUUAUUUAGGUCUGGUAUCAGGGUGUUUGAUUGGAAAAUAUAACAUAUUGAAAGGGUGGGAUUUUGGGAUAGCUAUAUCUAAAAGAUGGCUUCAGUCUAUAUUCCCCCCUGUACAUUUAUACACAUAGCGGAAGCUGCCAUAUUACUUACCCAAUGGUUUGCAGUCCACCAUGACUUCAACAUCAUGAUCAAAAUUGAAAAGGCUCCACCCAAAAGCAAAUACUGAGGCAGCUCCCUGCAAACGAAUGUAAUGUUCUUGGAACAUAAUCACGAACACCUACCUGACUGUUUGAAGUUUUAAUGGAAAAUGAAUGUAAGAUCAUUGCCAUUUCUUCAUCAUAUGAUAGACUUCUUAUUUCAGGUUCUCGAGCUGCAUAGAUUCAGAUCAAAUGUUCUAGGUGCUACAAGUCAGUAUUGGUCUAUGUACCAGACCUGCCUAUGCUGAUAUUUUAUAUGUGAUAUGACUGAGUAGGUGUUUAAAUGUACUCACUGUAAUGCUCCAAUGCUGCUUUAGGGGGUUCAACAAAACCCGAGCAACAAGGUUUCAUUGGAAGAUACUAAGGAAACAUCACUGGGAGGUGGGAGGUAAGGGAGAGAGGAUUUACACAGUUGGUUCCAUCAUAGACGGUCAAUAGUCCAUUGGUGGUUUCCCAGCUGUUUUGGGGACUACAGCUACUUGGAUCUUCAUUCAACCUUAAUUUACUCAUCAUCAACAUCAUCAUGAUGAUCAGUUGCAAAGCAGACUAGAUAUACAUUUACUUAGGGUACAAGAAAGACCAUGCAAAUGGUGUUUUAGGUUCAACAUCUCAAGUACCUAAAGCACCAUCCUAUAAUGACACUGCCAAGACUUGAGAUGGUAGAUCACCAUAUUAAGGACAUUGUCCUAUGUAGCUUCCUACAGCAUGGUCUUCAAACCGUUUGCCUGAGACCCCCAUUUAUUUAGCUGAACAAGGUCUCAGAGUUGACUACUGCGACCUGUAUGUCCCCAUUAAUACCACAAACGUUGGGUCAAGGCUGCCAGCUAGUAAUAACUAGAGCCCCAAAGCAUUUCACGUUGGGGCUAUUGCUGCUAACCCCUUCUGCCUCUCAGACUGUGCUCCCUCAUUGACAUUCAGGAUGGUGCCUCAGUGCUAUUAGACUAUAUAUUCACACAUAGAGAGUAUAGAGAGUAUAUAGAGAGUCAUAAAAACUGUUAGUGUGACAUUUAUAAGAGUAUUGUCACUGUUUAGGUCCUGGCUGAACACUAAGCAAGUUAGAAAUAAGCACCAAUAAUGAAUUUCUUCAAGACCACAUGGAUAGACAUUUGGCAUAAGUGAUCAUUACAGACGUCCGGAACCACAGAAGAUGUCUCUACAGGGUUAAAUAGGAACAAAAAAAUAUUUUUUAAAGGGUCUUCCUGGGAAAGGACCCUUUUCCUCCUCCCAAACUUCAUCUAAAGCUCCCCCCAUAGCUGUCCCCUUGCACCUAAGCAGACAACUUAACCUACAGUUGGGUUGGUGGCCACCAUGUUUGACCAUAUCCCAUCCAAUGUGAAACAUUGAUCUCCGACUGAGAAAAUAUGCAGUAGAACCAUAGCCCAAUCAGCUUCCUCUGUACAUUUAUCUUCUCAUGGGUAGACAUGGCGGCUGCCAACCCUGCUGUGGGGGGAACAUUAGAUACGGUUCAGGAGGACUAAGUUCUCCUCACAAAAAAAAUCUAUUUUUUAAAAGGGUCUUGCUGGGAAAGGACCCUUUUCCUCCACCCAAACUUCAUCUAAAGCUCCCCCCAUAGCUGUCCCCUUGCACCUACCGGUAAGCAGACAACUUAAUCUACAGUUGGGUUGGUGGCCACCAUGUUGGUGAUCUACUCCUGGAAGCCUGUACACUGGAUGUAUCAUGGGUCGACAUGGCAGCCGCCAACCCUGCAGUGGGGGGAACGUUAGAUACGGUUCAGGAGGACAAAGUUGUCCCCCUUUCUGGAGGAGGUACAAUAGCCAUACUAUGACUUUCAAGGUUCCUGGUAGCUACAAGAAUGUUCUGGGGUUCAAAAAAAUGCAUGGCCCUGGACAUUUGGUGGAUCAUCUCCAUCAUGCUCCAUCUGCAGUUACAUUUCUUCUCGUGGCCCCUGUCUUCCCAUCCUUGGGGAGGUGCUUAUUUGUAUCUUGAUGUUGCUGUACUGUAUGUGUGUGGUAUCACGCGUGUGUGUGUACAUGUGACUAGAGAGGAGCACAUUUUCCGUGACUUGUUUCAGGACCGACUUGUGAUUAUUCCACCUGGAAAUUCUCGCUACCGAUCAGAUGACUUUGAAUUGCCCCAAAACAUUUCUAAAGGAGAUUCGUAGCGAGAACCUUUAAACAUAAAUAACACGCAGCGUACCAAAACACGUAUGUAUAUAUAGAUAUAUUAAAUUAUUAUAUGAAUAUUAUUAUUUUUAUUAUUUACAAAGGGGCAUUAUUGUUAGAAGAAAGCGGAAUGGAACCAAGGUGUGUCCAUGGGGAGAAAAGUCGCCCGUUCUGACCGGUUUACUCCUUUAUGGGAAAAACAAGGCCUGUGAUGCUUUCUCAAUGCUGAAGGAACCCCCUAGGGAACUGCUUCACCAUUAACUGUAUCCGGUUGUCAUAGCAACAGUCACACUCUGAGAUAACCAAUCUGUAGGGAGCUUGAGGGGUUUUUUUUGUGUGUGGUGGGGUAUUGUCCUCGGUGUAUUGACUGCCAGAAGCAGCUCUUCGUUUUUAGUCAGAUGGAAAGUUCUUGACUUAUUUGUAUGGAAACCGUGUACUUGUGAAAAAAACCCGUGCUGGAUCCUUCAGAAUGUGAAAUAUUAGCGCGUGGCGGUGCCCCUUGUUCUCCGAUGCAUGCAACGCGUGAAGGGUGUAAUGACAAUAAAUGUUGCUCUAGAAUAGAUAUAAAGGGUGUGCAGUGGUUCUGAUCCCUUCAGAAGUUUUAGGAGUGAGGCGAUCUACAGUGUUGGCAGUAAAGGUAACAAUGGGUUCCAUGAUCAUUGACUCAACAGGGGACAGGACUCAGUGUAGGAAGAGCAGCACCAUGGGAUUGUCAGCCAUGUAAGAAAUACAAUGGUUCUGGGGCCCAGGAGCUUUAGGGGUGCAACUGUCCACAAUGCAGAUGGUGCCCAAGGCAAGACUGGGGAGACAGGGACCCACCAGAAAAACCUUAGACCACAGGCUUGUCCAUUUUAUCCUACUCUUCACAUUACAACCUACAUUAUUCUCUCCUCACUUGAACAGGAGGGCACAGUUGUUAUGGUGCAAGCAUAGAAAGAUAAAUAGUAGGGUAAGCAGCAUGGCCUACUGAACAUGGAGAUGUUCUUGCACCCCAAAACUCUAAUUCAACGUUGGCAGUGGUGCUGAGGUCAGUUAUCUUUAGGGAAAAAACCAAACAUAGAGUAGGUAGAACAUCUACAGAGCAGUGACACUGGGAUCUGUACGUGGUCAACUGGGCCUAAGUUGAGAAGACUAUUUUUGAUGCACAGAGGAACAAGGACCAGACAUAAUGUAGGUAGAACAAUUGAGUCCAAGAUAGACGGGACUAUUUCUAGAUGGAAAGAGGUAGAAGCAUCUCAACCCUUUGUCUUAGAAGGUCUCCUUCUCCUACUCAUUUAGACCAACCAUAUAACCUUCCUCACAGGUAUAAAAACAGAGGAGAAGGGAGGCUCUUGACAUAUUUUUGACACAUUAUUGACAUCGAUGCCCUUUUUGUUGUCAGGGAUCAUGUCCACCUCUGUGACAUUAGACGUCUUGAUUUACAAGAGGCUUUGCUGCAUUGCCUAGAGGUUUCUUUACCCAGCUCUGACUCCUGGAGUGAUGUAGCAGGAUGCGUAGUGACUGUAGACUGCUAAGUACCCGACUUGAAUAACCUCUAUGCAGUUGUAGAUUUUAGACAUUGCUUACCGUGACAUGCCUGGUUACCGCAGAGACACCAAGAAACUGUGCUUACCCUGUAUGCAAAGGUGCUGGGGGCAAAUUACUUAUAAGCAUCGCUGGCAUUUAGAUGUUCAUGUGGUUUUUGUUUGUUUUUAUGGUUCCUUGUAACGCAAGAAAUUGUGUUGUAACUAAUUCCUGCCCCCCAAAAAGAUGAGUCUGGCACUAGUGUUGUGAAAAAUGAGUGCUUAUGUGGUCAAGAAUCAGCUUUACACACAAAACUUGUGCCUAUGACCUGAUAAGUUCUUAGGGUGAGGUCCACCAUGACUAGGAGGACAACUGUAGAAGAACUUGGACAUCUUUAAAGGUUGCAAGGUCUGGGGGCAACAAUAUCUUAACCUUUGGUCCUCAAGCUGUUGUUAAACGUCCUACCUAAAUCUACUGACUUGUUGAACCAUGGAAAGGUCAGGGGCCAACAAUAUCUGAACCUAUGGUCCUCAAGGUGUUGUUAAACGUCCUACCGACAACAAUAUCUUAACCUAUGGAACCAAGGAACUCAUUGUUCUUUGGAGCCCAUAUAAAGAACUCUGCGUGUCUUGGGCAGAGACACCUCAUUGGCUGUAGACUGAUCUCGUUAGCAGAAGGCAUCAUUUCUGUAGCAUGGCGCCCAGUAACGUAGCUCAAACAUGUGAAUGAAGUCAGUGUGUGUGUCUGCAACUUCUACUAUGCACUCCUGUAUGUCACUGCUACGUGAGAAGGUUUAUUUAUUUAAUUUAUUGCAUUAUGAAGUUCUCUGUCUAUGGAUUCCUUCUAGUGUCAUUGCUGCAUUGGGAAUGUUGGUCCUCUGGCUCCCUAUAGCAUGAAUGUUUUAUUACUGUAUACAUCGGCUUCUGUAUUCAUGUUCCCAUUGGGUAUUAACUGAUAUCAAGUGGGAUGGGGCGGUCUUUAAGAACAUAUGCCUAGACAGUGAUCUGUGCCUUCGGGAAAACACACCUAAAUGUGAAUAUGGUACCUACAACUCCAGCAUGUUGGGGCUUUUCAGGGUUGAUCACCAAAUGGCAGUACCAAAGGCCAGAAAACCUUAGACCUAUACUCUCCAGACCAUCUUUCCUUCCCUGGUCACUCACUUUCCUUAAUUACUUCUUUUUACAUACUAUUAUCUAUCCUUUCCUCCAUUUCUUCUGCUUCUUCUCAUAUAACAUUGGUAAUGGCCAUGGAGGCAUACGGUGUGGGACUGGCCCAUCAGGAUACCAGGAAAACUCCUGGUGGGCCCAGGUGUCAGUGGGCCCUCCUGCUCCUGACCAUUUGGCCUGUUUCAUGGUCAUUCCCUAUUUCUGAAUAGGAACAAAGAGCAGAAAUAGGUGGAAGAAUAGAUGCUAGCAUGUCAAUAAAAGAGACUAGAAUAAAGAGGAAAGGAGGAAAAAUUGUUUGGAAAGUAGGUCUAAGGUUUUCUGGUGGGUCCCUGGGUUCCCAGUCCGACACUGGAGGCAUAGAAGGCAAAUGGUUGGUUGAGCAGAAGGGCCCACUGACACCUGGGCCUACCGGGAGUUCUCCUGGUAUCCUAGUAGGCCAGUCCAACACUGCCAAAUGGUGUCCAGAUUGGCCACACAAGUGUGACUACAUUCAAGUCCAACCCUAAAGAAUCUGUUGGGCAGUAGGGCACAAGUUACGGGCGGGUCUGUUGCAGAAGACAUGCAUCAUACAUAACAUAUAUAAAACAGGCAUUACUGGUGGCCACAGGUACAAGAUAAGCAUUUUCAAGGGGAAGUUCUACUAGGAAACACAAUUGCAGUCACGGGACCAAUCAAGAAUGAGAAGAUAGAUACCUGCCUGUCUCUUAGCCCGUUGGCAGGUUUAUGGCCCUAUGUCUCUCCAUGGUUGUGGCUGAUGGUAGUUCAGAUACAGUUGGCUCCUCAAUGUCCAACAUGACCUUCAACCAAACUCUUAACACUGCCAAGAAGACAUAACAACUGCCAGUUUAGUGCAACAGGAGGGUCAAUAAGUAACAUAUAGGUACUUAGUUGUUAUUAGACAAUAUAGGUUCUACUUACAGUUCUCGGUACAUCCCUGAAUUACUGCCACCCUUAAUACCCCAGGCUCCAGGGAUCUCAAACACUGUAGACUCGGCACUAACUCCAGAGGGACUCAGUAAGUUCCGUUGGUUUUUCCAUCACCCGUCUGACUUUGCAGGCAGAUAAAAAGCACCUAAUCCUUCUAUUUUGUGGCCUCUGUUGUGUUGCUUAUCACAGACUGUCUUGUAACGUGUGCUGCACACCACUCUCGGUGCUACUUCAUACUUGCUGUUAGUAUGAGAAUGACUAAAAAGUUUCAAUGUAUAACCGGAAAGAUAGUGACGUGCUUGUUAUCUUUGCUUGCUCAAGGUACUUUAUUAUAAAUAAACUCUGAAGAAGGAC
Molecule: messenger RNA, 9205 nt
Organism: Xenopus tropicalis (tropical clawed frog)
Lineage: Eukaryota; Metazoa; Chordata; Amphibia; Anura; Pipidae
Gene: map6
Product: microtubule associated protein 6
Exons: 3
Coding region: 1630-2766 (378 amino acids)
Biological process (GO): microtubule cytoskeleton organization
Cellular component (GO): cytoskeleton; microtubule
Molecular function (GO): microtubule binding; calmodulin binding
Source: RefSeq, a predicted model, not a curated record